UUGCAAUUGUCAGUAGAGUAGAUUUUGGAAAUUCUCGGAGUGAAAUAAAUUUACGCUUUAGUCAAAAGCAAGUGCAUCGUAGCUAAUAUCAUUUACAAACCACACCGAAUCGACUCCAUUGCACAUUCAACAAGCUCCACGGACACCAUGAAGCUGAUUCACUUGCUGGACAACUCGAACAUUGCCGGCGCCAUUGGCACGGCCAGCAACAGGGCCAGCCACGCUGAGGCCUGCGCCGAGUCGACCAUCAGCAUGCAGCAGCUCUAUCAACUGCAGGAGCGUCUGCAAUCCGAUCUGCUGGCCAGCGAUGUGCGCUUCUCGCUCUUUGUGGCGGCGGCCAACAGCUACCGUUACGAGACGUUGCUGCGGCCCUGUCCCAGGCAGUUCCUCGACAGCGAGCAGCGGCCGAACAUCGGCGCCAUCUUCCAGGUCAUUGCCGAGAUCGAUCGCCUGGAGGUCAUACUGGAGCAGCUGGACAGGGGCAACCACGACUGCUACCCCGUGAACGUGCUGAGUCUGCUGCACGCGGUGCUGGUGCGGCAUGGCGAACGCGUCAACCUGAGCAGCCUGCUGCCAAGUGAGUUCGCACUCCUGUACGCGUACCUGCAGAUUGGGGCGCCACAAGUGGAGCCCACGCAGAUCUUGGAGGUUAAGCCGAGUCGAAGGUGUGCGCACACCAAGGCCUACGCCGCACUGCGCAAGAAGUAUCCCGUGAGCUUCGGGUUCUACGGCGGCAGAGUGGAGCAGCUGUACGCACUGCUGACCGUGGGCUGCCUGCCCGCACACACCACCCUGGAGCUGAGCGGCGACGUGGACGAGGCGCUGCAGCACAGCCCCGAGACGCCCGGCUGGGGUGGCUCGCGCUGCGGCGCGCUGCUCAGGUGCGUCGCUGUCGUGGAGUUUGUGCUGCAGCCGGAGCUGGUCAGCGUGUCACGCAAUGGAUCGGGACACGUGCGGAUUGCCGAUGCCAGCUGCAUAAAGAUCUCCUAUCUGAUGUUAUUUGGCCAAAGCUGCGAGAGCGACGAGGGCGACGAGAGCGAUGAGGGCGGAGAGAGCGAUGAGGGCGGAGAGAACGACGAGAUCGACAAGGGCGGAGAGAUCGCCGAGAUCGCCGAGAUCGACGAGGGCGACGAGGGGAGGCAGUGCAGCAGCCUGGUGCGUCAGCCGAAGUACACGAUCAACCUGAGCAUGGCGCUCAGGUGGAUGGAGAGCAACAAAUAUGUGCUCUCGCUUGGCAUGUACCUCAUGCUGAUGUCCAUGACGACGCCCAGUGGGCGUGGCAUUUUGCACAGAUUCGCCUGCACUGCCAUGUGCAUGCUGAGGAGGGGACUUUUGAAAAACUAAUCGUCGCCCUCCGAUCACUCAGCUAAUUGGCUAACUUGGCUAAUAUAAACACGUUAUUGGGGCCAGCGUGCUGGCGGCAAUAAAGUGCUUAUAUGCGUCAAUAAAGUCAAGAAAGUUCAACUAAAUUCAA
Drosophila navojoa is the source of this 1474-nucleotide messenger RNA. RefSeq names its product Poly(ADP-ribose) polymerase 16 (gene Parp16). The record is from RefSeq and is a predicted model, not a curated record. Lineage: Eukaryota; Metazoa; Arthropoda; Insecta; Diptera; Drosophilidae.